Parasteatoda tepidariorum (common house spider) is the source of this 1476-nucleotide messenger RNA. Lineage: Eukaryota; Metazoa; Arthropoda; Arachnida; Araneae; Theridiidae. The record is from RefSeq and is a predicted model, not a curated record.
UGAACUUUGAAACAUGCUUUCAUUAGAAUAUUAGGUUUAAGCGUAGCAACUUCAACUUUGAUUUUGUUUGACGAUUCAGUGUGUAAACAACAAAUAGGCUGAAAACGUGCAACAAAUUGGCUUCAAAUAUAAAUAGUUAAUACAGCUAACUUUAAAAUGAAUCAAAAUGGAAAGCCAAAGCCACUUAAGUUAUGGAAGAGCGCUGGGAUUAAUGAAAAGAAGCAGAAGAUUUUUAAGAAGAAAGUGAAAACUGAGGACCAAGAUAAAGAAGAAACGCCUAAAAAACGAGUUUCUUUUCAGGAAAAUGAUCAAGAGGUUCAUCUUGCUCGAAAUAAUAAAAAAAAUUUAAAAAGAAAAAAUGAACCAAAUGCUUUCAGUCCCAACAAAAAGCAAAAAAUUCCUAACAGUGCCAAAGAUUCAACGAAAGAAAAACAGCUAGAAAAUGUAAAAACAAACACUAAAAACAAAAAUUCUGAGAAGAAAAAGAAACCUGACAAUUUGACUAGAAAGGAAUGGAAAAUGCUUCAUUUAGACAAGACUUCUAAAUCUCCAAAAGAAUCAACAGAAAACAAAGAAAGUCAAAAAACAGCUAAAAGUCAAGUACCAUUAACCAAGGCCGAUAGAAAAAAAUUAAAAUUUAAAGGAAAGGGUAAAGAAGAAUUAUUUGAAGUCGUAAAAACAUUGAAGACAUGCUGGGAAGAGCUUCGGAGGCAAGACCUCAAGGAAGAAAAAAAAGGCCAGCUUUUAAAGCAAGUUUGUGGUCUUUUAAAGGGACGUGUAAAAGAGUUCACAUUUGCUCAUGACACUGUCCGUGUUCUAGAGAGUGUUUUUAAACUGGGAGCUGAUACUCAUCGUGCUUUGCUUCUCGAUGAGCUUAAAGAUGAUUUCCUUCCAUUGGCUAAGUCUAAGUAUGGGAAAUUUCUGCUAAUUAAUGUCCUGAGACAUGGUUCCAAAAACCAGAAAGAUACAAUUAUAAAAGCAUUUCAUGGAAAAAUUGUCAAGCUUAUUAGGCAUUCACAAGCAUCAGAAGUCGUUGAAAUGGCUUUUAACGAGUGUGCUACUAAUCCUCAAAGAUUUGAAAUGAUACAAGAGUUUUUUGGGCCCAACUACAAGUUUUUCAAGAUUACUGAUGUCCAUUCACUGGAUCAACUACUUGAAGCAAAUCCAGAGAAGAAAUCAAAUAUUAUACAACAUAUGAAAGAAGAAUUGAUGAAAGUUUUGGACAAGACUGUUGUAAAGCAUAGUAUUGUGCACCAUGUCCUCUGGCAGUUCAUGAAACAUUGUGAUCCGACAUCAAGGUCAGAUAUUAUUGAAUCUCUUAGAGACAUAAUUCCUGAAAUACUUCACACAAAAGAUGGCUCUCUUGUUGGAAUGCAUUGUGUUUGGUAUGGUUCUAUAAAGGUAAAUUUUCUUUUCUUAUCUUGCUUGUAUGAUCUAGCUAUAGUAUAGCUGUGCCAUUUGUCCCUAAAUUUGUUC